Messenger RNA from Eucalyptus grandis, 1517 nucleotides. RefSeq names its product basic leucine zipper 23. Gene Ontology annotation, molecular function: DNA-binding transcription factor activity, RNA polymerase II-specific; RNA polymerase II cis-regulatory region sequence-specific DNA binding. Gene Ontology annotation, biological process: regulation of transcription by RNA polymerase II; DNA-templated transcription. NCBI's taxonomy places the organism in Eukaryota, Viridiplantae, Streptophyta, Magnoliopsida, Myrtales, Myrtaceae. The transcript has 3 exons. Bases 188 to 973 code for a protein of 261 amino acids. The record is from RefSeq and is a predicted model, not a curated record.
AAUAUCGAAUCUUGAUGCGAUACAAUCCAGAUAAACUUGAGUUGCUCGCUUUUGAUCGGGAUUCUGUGCAAAAGGCGGUCUUUUUCUCGGCGUCCCGUCGCUUUGCACCCACUUGAAGCAAGCUCGGGAUUCUUCUUCUGCAGUUAUUAGCUUCCAGAGCUCCUCUUGAAGCAUUUGAAGGGAGGACAUGGAUGAUGGGGAGGUGGAGGUGGAGGUUCCGGAUCCUGUCCUGGUACCGAAUGCCAGCUCUUCGAGCAGUUUACAGAGCUCGGCCUCUGUGGACUCUUUAAUAGAAGAGUUUUUGAAAAAUACCAGGACCUGCACUCACACUCACACUUGCAAUCCUCCUGGUCCAGACGCUGCUCACACUCACACAUGCUUCCACACCCACACCCAAAUGUUCUCGUCCGAAGACGAUGAAAAGCGCAAAGGGAGAAACCCGUGCACGAAGGUGAAAACAAAUGCUCGUAAUAAAGUGGCGGUGAGGAAGUAUAGGGAGAAAAAGAAGGCUCACACAGCUUGCUUAGAGCAGGAAGUCCAGGAAUUGCGCAUGAAGAAUCAGCAAUUGAAUGGAAGAUUGCAUGUUCAAGCAAAUCUUUACGAUGAGGUCAUAAGGCUUAGAAGGCUUUUGCUAGACCUCAGAGGUAAAAUUGAUUAUGAGUUAGGUCUUAUGCCCUUUCAGAAGCCUUGCAAUUAUACGUCUAUUAAGGAAGGUGACUGUGGGGUCCAGUCUGGCAGCGAACCGGUUGGGUUACAGUGUUCGACUGGUUUAACGUGCUUUCAUCCUCACACGGGCUCGUCAUCUCUGGCUGGUAUUGGCAGGAGCGAUGAUGCGAUGGUCUCCUUGGCCGGGGAAAACUGCCAGCCAGCAAUUGGUGAUUGUCAAUUCCAGGCAAAUGUUGGCAUGAAUUCUGAUGGUCACAAUUCGAACACGGUCCAAAAAAUCGCAUCAACCACUUCUCAAGUCGAAUAAUAGCAGGUUUUCUAUGAAGAAGGCCGAACUUGUAAAGUUCUGAUUUUAACUGGUAGCACAACAGUUGCUCUCAGGGAGAACUGAAAAUGGAGGGUUUGCUCAAUAUUGUAGCGUAGAUGCUGGGUUAUGUUUUUGUAAGAAACUUGGAUUCCACUGGAAGUUGAAGAAGCUAGUUACGUAUGAUCGGUACCGGAAAGGGUUGCGCUGUUUCGGCUUGUUCUAGGCUAAUGGGUGGCUAUCCAGCAAAGAGGCGGUGCUGAGAUGUCAAUACCUAAGCUAGAAAUGCUUCCGAUCAUGGUCUGCUAUCAGAUGAGAUGCUUCAAGGUGAUCAAGAUUAAUUGUGACUCGUCAGUGAGAUCAGAACUGUCCAGGUCGUCUUUGCUUGCGAGCUAAUCACUCCUCCGCAAUGGAGUAUUUGUUGUACCAGUAGAUUGCCCGUAUUGUCGUUUAAUUCAACCUGUACCUCACUUGGUUUCAACUCAGGUUUUCAAACUUCCGCAUCUUAAAGCAAAGCAAAGUCACAAAAAGUGACCUUCUGGGCCAA